Molecule: messenger RNA, 3081 nt
Organism: Plasmopara halstedii
Lineage: Eukaryota; Oomycota; Peronosporomycetes; Peronosporales; Peronosporaceae
Product: dna excision repair protein ercc-6
Exons: 1
Coding region: 1-3081 (1026 amino acids)
Biological process (GO): transcription-coupled nucleotide-excision repair
Cellular component (GO): nucleus
Molecular function (GO): ATP-dependent chromatin remodeler activity; ATP binding
Source: RefSeq, a predicted model, not a curated record
AUGCCUUCGUCAACUUCUUUCGCCGCUUUCAGCUCAUCCGGUGCAUCUCGUUCGACACCCUCGCCUUCUCCACAAUCUUCAUCAUCUCCUCAAACCACUCAGCCAACUUUUUUGUCACCUCCGUCUUUGGAAGAUACUGCAGAAGCUUCAGAUGCCAGCGAAUUCGAUAAAUCCUCUAGUCACGACGACGAUUCUGACUAUUCGCCACAUUCUAGUAGAACCACCACGAUAAAAAGAAAGCAAACUAAAAAAAUGGUUAAACGACGACGUUUAGUACGCGCAAUGGACAAGGACAACACCAAAAAUGUAAAAAUACAGAAUUCCGAUACAGCCGACGAGCUCAGCACAGCAUCUAAACCUUCGACAAGUCAAACAAAGCACGAUAGAAAAGUAGCAGCAGCCACAUGGGCAGAUGAUGGUAGUUUAGAUCUCUAUAGACGACGAUUACACGAAUUACGUCAAGAAUUUCAAGAUUCUAUAAACAAAAGUCGAAAAACUUUUUACAAUUGUCCACGAAGGCAAGAUAUAAACAAGGAAGAAGAAAAACGUGAAGAGUUUUGUGUAGAAGAGAACGAUACAGAGACUGGAGCAACAGAUUACACGCCGUGGGAUGUUAUAGAGACGGCAUCGGGACUUGUAGCACCGAAAUAUGUAUUGACGCAUUUACUGCCUCAUCAACGUGAUUGUCUUGAGUGGCUUCACAAGCUACACGAACGAGGAGUUGGUGGCAUUUUAGGAGAUGAUAUGGGGCUUGGAAAAACAGUUCAAUUAGCGUCUUUUAUUGGCUCAUUACAUACUGUUGGACGACUUCGGACAGUUCUUCUUUUGUGUCCAGCAUCCGUGCUUUUACAGUGGGUAAGGGAAUUGCACAAAUGGUCACCGUGGAUGCGUGUUGUAUUGCUGCACGCAUCUGGAACAGGAAUCACCUCAUCGUAUUCUAGUGAAUGCUACGAAAAGCUAAUUGAUGAAAUCUUUCAAUAUGAGGAGGAAGAAACAACAGAAAAUAAAGCCACAAAUGGAGGUGUCGUGAUUAGCACUUACGAAAAUGUUCGACAAUACCAAAAAUUAUUCUUGACGCGAGAAUGGGAUUACGUCGUGCUUGACGAGGGACAUCGAAUUCGAAAUCCGGAUGCUGAAACAACUUUGGCUUGCAAGCAACUGCGCACAGUUCAUCGCAUCAUCCUUUCGGGUACACCGAUUCAAAACCGGCUUCGUGAACUCUGGUCACUUUUUGACUUUGUCUAUCCAGGACGUCUUGGAACGCUACCAACAUUCGAGGAUGAAUUCGUAUUACCCAUUCGAGCAGGUGGGUAUGCAACUGCAACGAAGAUGCAAGUAUUAAUGGCGUACAAGUGUGCAUUAGCACUGAAAGAUUUGAUUGAGCCUUUUCUCCUUCGUCGUACAAAACAAGAAAUUCAGUGUGGUGAAACUAGCGAUCGGGGGAAUUUGUUACCUGGAAAACAAGAGCACAUUAUCUUUUGUCGAUUGACCAAGCGACAGCGUGCGUUGUAUAAACGUUUCUUAGCAUCACCAGAGGUAGCAUUAGUAUUGCGUCGCGAGAUUCGGCCAUUUCGAGCCAUUAUGAUCUUGCGGCAUAUUUGUAAUCAUCCGGAUCUUUUGACGUCGUUUGGAAAUGGAGAACUAGCAGAUAAGAAGCAACAAUUGUAUGACGAAGACGAGGAAGAUUUGGAUAAUCUUGUGAGUUUGUUAAAUCAAGUGGAUCAAGAAGACGAGACGGAAGACGGUGACCAUGUACCGUCAUUUGGUGAUGCAGCGUCUAGUGGUAAGAUGAUAGUGUUGCAAAAGAUUUUAGACCUUUGGAAAGAACAAGGCCAUCGCGUGUUAAUUUUUACGCAGACACGUGGUAUGUUGGAUAUUCUCGAAAGUUUUAUGUCGAAACUUGGUCAUAAUUGCACACGUUUGGAUGGUACAACCAAUGUCACCGAGCGACAACAACGUUUGGAUGCAUUUAACGACUGUAAUAGUAAUUUAUUUGCCUUCUUAUUAACAACCCGUGCUGGUGGUAUUGGCGUUAAUCUGGUCGGUGCUGAUCGUGUGGUUGUAUUUGAUCCAGACUGGAAUCCAUCCACUGACGUUCAAGCUCGUGAACGUGCGUGGAGAAUUGGACAGCAGAAACCCGUGACGGUGUAUCGUUUAGUGACCGCUGGUACAAUUGAAGAAAAGAUUUACCAUCGACAGAUUUUCAAGCAAUACUUAACAAGCAAAGUCUUGCAUGAUGCCAAACGAAAACGUUGUUUUAACAAGCAUACAUUACGGGAUUUAUUUGUACUUGAAGAUGACAAGGAGGGAGAGAAUGGAGGAAUCGAAACUACCGACUUGUUUGUUGCUGGAAAUGUUGAUCGACCUAUGGAACCUGCAGAUGAUGUUUUGACGACACCGUCAACUAGUGACGCGAAUGUAGGUGAUAAUGAUGUCGUGUUAAAGCAAUUGUUUGAUGGAGGUGAUGUACGUGGUGUAUUCGAUCAUUCGGCUGUGGAAUUUGAAGGUGUACAAAAUCAAGAAGCCGAUUUAGUCGAAAUUGAAGCGACUAAUGUAGCAAAAGGAGCGCUGAGUGCUUUGCGAGCCUCAGGAGCUUUGGUGCGUCAACAACGUGAAAGUAUCUACACACCAACUUGGACAGGUCGUUCUGGAACUGCAGGAGAUCCUUCACAGCGUCGACAGUCUGCAAUUCGUGGUCGUGGAGCUCUGCGAGGUCGACGAGAACGGUCAGGAUGCGUCUCAUCUCGUGAAAUGCUUGCUAAGAUCAGGCAGAGACAGGAAGGUGUUGCUAAGAGUGCUGCUAAGCCGUUGAUAUCUUCAGUACCAACACUGAGUGCUAGUGAUAUGACAAAAAGGCUUCAUGCGUUUCUUGUGGCGAAUCCGGCAGGGGUGACAACGGAACGGCUUUUAGAGAUUUUUGGGAAUAUCAUUGCACCGAAAGACAAGCUUGUUUUUCGGCAUGUAUUACGGGAAAUGGCAAUUUGUCGAGGUCGACGUUGGACAUUAAAACCGAGUUAUGACACAACAGCGAAGAUGACGAUUGCGUCGUCUGCUCCGCCUUGCCGUCAGGUGAAUCGGUAA